This is a messenger RNA of Stegostoma tigrinum, 2323 nucleotides long. It is a transcript of the gene rsph4a, whose product is annotated as radial spoke head component 4A. NCBI's taxonomy places the organism in Eukaryota, Metazoa, Chordata, Chondrichthyes, Orectolobiformes, Stegostomatidae. The transcript has 6 exons. The record is from RefSeq and is a predicted model, not a curated record. Gene Ontology annotation, cellular component: axoneme; radial spoke. Gene Ontology annotation, biological process: cilium assembly; cilium movement involved in cell motility; axoneme assembly. Bases 471 to 2180 code for a protein of 569 amino acids.
GAGUGAUUGAGUUAUUGGGGGGGUCGAGAGAUUGAGUUAGUUCGAGGGGAAGAGAGAGAGUGAGUUCGUGGGGUUGAAGAGAGUGAGUGGUGAGGGAGAGAGAGUUAGUUUGGGGGAGGAAGAGAGAGACAGUGAGUUAGUGGUGGACGGUGAAGAGAGUGAGAGUUAUUUGGAGGAGGAGAGAGUUAUUGGGAGGGAGAGUGAAGAGUGAUACCAGGAGGAGAGUGAGAGUUUACGGGGGAGGGAUGUUACUGGGGAAGAAAGAUUGAGAGUGUGUUCCAGGGUUAUGUUGGGGAGAGACAUGGUCUUUCAGGGUAUUUAGAAAAUUAGGAAAAAUGGGACAAGGGAAAACAAAAUAAAGGAGGUAUAGGGGAAAAGUGACAUUUGAAAGUGGGGGAAACAAGAGCAACUGUGUCAGACUGACAGUAGAUAGAUUGUAGAAAGUGAAAAUUAUACUGACAAAAACAAAAAUGUCAGAACUUCUGGAUGAAGUGCCUAAACCAAGCCAGUCGGAGUCUGAUGGCAAAAUACAUCAGAGUGAAUUUGCAAGCAGCAUGAGCAGUCAGGAGGCAUUGGAGCAGGUUGAAUCUGAGCAUAAUCUGACAACCGCAAAUGAAAUAAUGGUCCAAAAUGCAAAGGCCUAUUUACUCCAGAAAAGCCCCACCAUGAACCUCAAUCUCUAUGAUCACCUGUCACAGGUGAUGACCAAGCUGUUGGAUGAGAGACCUAUCAAUGCUGUGGACAUCUUUGAAGACAUCAGCAAGAAGGUGAAGCAGACACAGUUCUCCAAAAAAAUGGAUACUCUUCGUGACGAGUAUGAGAAUUCAAUGGCAUACAGUCUGGCUGAGGUUCAGAAAUCUCUUUUCGCGAAGGCAGUGGAGACAGAAGAGGGGGUGGCAGCAGACCAUGAGGAGGAAGUGGUGGAUACACCCCUGCCCAAUGUCAUGGAAUUAGCCUACUACUUUGAGCAAGCAGGAAUUGGCCUCAGCAGCGAUGAGCUAUUCCGCAUCUUUCUGGCACUGAAGCAAUUGGUGGAAGCCCACCCACUGCAGAAGUGCCGGUUCUGGGGAAAGAUCUUGGGAAUCAAUGGGAAUUAUAUCAUAGCUGAGGUGGAUUUCCGUGAGGGCGAGGAGGAUGCAGAGGAGUUGGGAGAAGAGGAGGACGCUGAGGGAAAGGAAGAUGAGAAAGACGACUUUGGUCGAACGGAGGAGGAAGAAACUGAAGAGCUGGAAGAUAAGCCUCCGGAAUCAACAUAUAAACCACCACCAGUUAUCCCAAAAGAGGAAAAUCGCUCUGGAACCAACAGGUACACCUAUUUUGUUUGCAGUGAGCCAGCCAAGCCAUGGGUAAAGUUGCCCCCUGUUACACCUGCACAGAUCACGGUAGCCAGGAAGAUCAAGAAAUUCUUCACCGGCAACUUGGAUGCACCUGUCAUCAGUUAUCCACCAUUUCCUGGUUACGAGUUGAAUUACCUGAGGGCACAGAUUGCUCGGAUAUCGGCUGGCACUCAGAUCAGCCCGCUGGGCUUCUAUCAGUUUGGAGAGGAAGAGGAGGAGGAAGAGGAAGGCUCAGUGAGGGAAAAUUACGAGGAGAAUCCAGACUUUGAAGGAAUUGCUACAGCAGAGUUGUUGGACAGCAUGGCCAACUGGGUCCAUCACACUCAACACAUCCUCCCACAGGGCCGCUGUGUUUGGUUUAAUCCUGUUCAGAAAAAGGAGGAGGAUUUUGAGGAGGAAGAGGAGGAAGAGGAGAAGGAGGUUCCUGAUGAGCCAGAACCAGAGGUGGGGCCACCCCUCCUCACUCCACUCUCUGAGGAUGCAGAGCUCAACAAUAUACCUCCCUGGACUGUCAAGCCUUCAUCCAAUCUGAUCUCCCAGUACGCCACUGCUUUGGUCCGGUCCAACCUCUGGCCAGGGGCCUACACCUUUGCAAUUGGAAAGAAAUUUGAGAACAUUUAUUUUGGCUGGGGCCACAAGUACAGCCCGGAAAACUACAGCCCUCCCCCGGCCCCACCGGUACAGGCAGAGUAUAUCAGCGGUCCCGAUACCACCGAGGUAGAUGACCCGACGGUGGAAGAGGAGCAGGCUCUGCGGGCUGCAUUGGAGGAGAGACUGGCCGCGGCAGAGGAGGCCGAGGAAGAGGAGGAGGAGGAAGAGGAGGAGGAUGAGGAUGACAACUAAUUAAAGACGGAUUUCCCUAGACAAAUAGUUUUGACAUUUUCUUUUCUCUGUAUUUUAUAUGAAUUUUCUGAGGUGUUAUACUUGCUGCUCCCCUCACAUGUCGAAGAACACUAAGUUUGAAAGUGUAUUUCUUACAGCUGCAU